AGAUGAACUUAGAAAAUGGGAUUAUUUAUUUAUCUGAGUGCCUUCCUGGUCAGCUUUCUGCUUUCCUGCCCUUUCUUUGGAGUUAAUGCUGACACCUGUGCCAGAGAGUGGCUACAGUACCAGGGCAACUGCUAUGGAUAUUUUGAGGCCAAGAAGACAUGGGAAGAAGCUGAGAUUGAGUGCCAGAGUUACCAUCGUGGAACCCAUUUGGCAUCCAUUCUCACUCUUGCAGAGACUCUCGUAGUGGCUAAUCACAUCAUGUCCUACCAGACUCAACCCAGCAAUGUAUGGAUUGGAUUGCAUGACAUUAGACAUAAUGGAAAAUGGAGAUGGUCUGAUGAAUCCACCUACAACUACAAGGCGUGGAUGUUGGGAAAACCCAACUUGAGAACAAAAGAAUAUUGUGUUGAGUUGGUCCGUCCCAUACAUGGAGCCAAUGUUUCAAAAGAGUCCUCUCAUCAAUAUGAAGAAGCACCCAUCAGAGAUCGUAAAGAUUUCACUAAAUGGAACAACACCGCAUGUCACAAACUGAAUGCUUACAUCUGCAAGCAUGAAUUGUAGGGAAGAGACACUGAUUUCAAAAGAUGAGAGGUUUGCAUGCAGAAGAACAGAACAGGCCCUCAUUUUUGAAGAGACAUUCUUUUAGACACGAUUCAUACCGAUCAUGCUCAAUAUAACUCAUAAUAUCUGGUAUAAAGAAUUUCUGGUCUUGUGUUUGCAUAAGAAAUUUUAACAGAAAACUCUGGGAAGGCAGUUUUAUGUUCUGUGCUGACA
Pantherophis guttatus is the source of this 774-nucleotide messenger RNA. The record is from RefSeq and is a predicted model, not a curated record. NCBI's taxonomy places the organism in Eukaryota, Metazoa, Chordata, Lepidosauria, Squamata, Colubridae.